AUGCAAUAUCUAAGCUUUAUAAAGCAAGCUAGUGGCUAUCCUUUCCAAUGCCUCACUCGGCACACACUCUGUCACCCAAACAAGCAUCCAUUGAGGAAAAUGAACACACUGCUCCUCAUGAGCUUAUCUCUUCUCUACCUCAAAGAGGUUAUGGGUCUCAGGUGUAAUACCUGCACAACGACAAAAGAAUGGAAGUGUACGGCAGGCCAAGGCACUUGCGUUGCAAAAAAAGAUGAGUUAUGUUCAACCACAUCCUACUACAGUGGAGAGAAACAUAUGUACUCAGAGCAGAGGUGUAAGUACAAGUGCCGUGAAGAAGUGUCUUCCAAAGACAACAUGUUGACGGCGACACUGUGCUGUGACAAAAACUUCUGUAACAUCUUUUAA
This is a messenger RNA of Carlito syrichta (Philippine tarsier), 387 nucleotides long. RefSeq names its product prostate and testis expressed 4 (gene PATE4). NCBI's taxonomy places the organism in Eukaryota, Metazoa, Chordata, Mammalia, Primates, Tarsiidae. Bases 1 to 387 code for a protein of 128 amino acids. The record is from RefSeq and is a predicted model, not a curated record. The transcript is spliced from 3 exons.